This is a messenger RNA of Oncorhynchus gorbuscha (pink salmon), 3484 nucleotides long. RefSeq names its product coiled-coil alpha-helical rod protein 1 (gene cchcr1). Gene Ontology annotation, biological process: protein export from nucleus; cell differentiation. The record is from RefSeq and is a predicted model, not a curated record. Lineage: Eukaryota; Metazoa; Chordata; Actinopteri; Salmoniformes; Salmonidae. The transcript has 19 exons. Gene Ontology annotation, cellular component: centriole. Bases 129 to 2825 code for a protein of 898 amino acids.
CGUAAACAGGAAGAGUCGUUGCAGCGACGCGUCGCUAUGAAAGUGUUGUUCAAAAUGAUCCCGCGCACAAUACAAAGUGUACUCUUUUGUAACGUGUUUUAGAACAGUGGUCAUUUUACGAUUCUCUGAUGGAAAGAUGCAAUGAGGAUGAGAAGCUGAAUGCCCCGUCCGAUUUUGUGGCAUCAAGUGUCUCAAAGGGUAGUCAGAGGACCCUGAUGCCCCCAUCCCAUUUCACCGCAAGCACCCAGUCUGCCUCCAUCAUAGUACCAGGGACUGUUACGGGACGAGGGACAACACCAAUAAAAUGGGUCACCCAUGCCACAACACCCCCAUCGGACUCUGGCCCUGCCAACCCAUGGCUCACCAUGGCUCAGGCCAAAAAGGAAAUUCUAGAACUACACAGAGAAAACCAGAGGAUUCUGAUGUUACAGGGAGACUGCUCCAGAGGAACAGAGUCAACAGAGGAUUCUGCCCACUCCAUAGCAAGGUCUGGAGCGAGAGGUGAGCAGGCCUCCAGGUGGGAGACAGAAUGGAGACUGGACACAGAGCGUUUCAGGGCAGAGUCAGAGAGGCUGAAAGGCCAGGUAGAAGCACUGAAGGAAGUUGGAGGGAGACAGAGAGAGGAGAUGAGGGACAAAGAAACUUAUCUGAACAGGCAGAGUCAUGAAAUGGAGGCGAUGCGGGAGGAGUUAUAUAAGACUAAGACUGAGCUCAGCCAAGUCAGUGUGGAGCUGGUCCAAAAGAGAGAGGACAAAGAGAGACUCGGCACCCAGGCUUCCACUCAAACCUCGUCUUUAUUUACUACAUUGACCUUGUAUUGGACAAUGCCUGCUCUCUGUGGUGUGCAGCUGGAGAUGCUGGAGAGGAAGUCUGGGGAGGAGGCUGAGAGGCUGAGGAGGGAGGUGGAGAGGAGCCGACAGGAAACCCACAGGCUGACCAGGGAGGCUGAUACAGCCAGGCUGCAGGCUGGGGAAGAGGCCAAGCAGGAGUUGCAGAAACUAAAUAAGCAACUGGAGGAAUCCCACUGGAGACAUGAAACACAGUUGCAGCAGUUGACUGCCACCCAUGACACUGAGUUGUCCACAGUCAGACAGACGAGCUCUGAGGUGCAGGAGAGGUUAUGUCAUCUGUCAAAGGAGGUGACUCAUCUGAAGUGCUGUCUACUGGAAGUGUCUGCAGAGAGAGAUGGACUGAAAGAACAACUAAGCCAAAUGGGCAAUGCUUUUGAGACCCAGUCAGCAACGUUGCAGAGUCUUAGAAACUACAUUGGACAACUUACCCCUGAGAGAGGGUUGGAAGAGAAACUAACUGAAACCAUUCAGACACUGAAUAGGGAGAAGGAGGCUCUGCAGGUGACAACAGAGCUUCUGACGGUCAGACUCAACUCUGUGAACGACAUACUGGCCCUACAAGAGGAGGAGAUGGUAGAGAAGACUCUGUCAGACCCUCUCCUGAAAGCUGGGCCCAAAGGCACUCGGGUUCUGCGUUGCUGGAGAGAGAAGGUCUUCAUGUUGUUGGUCCAGCUUCGCUCAAAGGAUAUGGAACUGAGGGGAGAAAGGGAUAAACUUCACUCAACCAUCUCGUCUCUGGAGCAGGAGGUGAAGAAGGAGAAGUACCAGUCCAAUGUGUUCCAGCACAGCCUGCAGGACAGAACAGCUGAGCUGGAGCUGGAGAGGGUGGCUAGGGAGGCCGUGGAGCAGGACAUGACUACGACUAAGAGGGAGAACACAGAGCUGAAGAGCUGGAGUCAGGAGGCAGAGGCUGGACUGAGGACAAUGACAGAGGAUACCCAGCGAUUCAGUCAGGCAUUUGAGGCUAAGAUGUCAGAGGUGGAGACUGUCCAAACACGUCUGAACAGCUUUGGCCAGAGGCUGACCUUUGCCAAAAGAAGAGUGGACACAAUUCAAGGUCUAAUGAUGAGGAAGGAGGCCCUACGGAGAGUGCAGCAGGCCACUAAAGCAGCCAACUCUGAGCUUGCCGCUGUCACAGAGCUCCAGGCAGAGCUGUCCUCGGCGUGUGAGGAGAGAGACAAGCUCGGGCAGGAGCUCAAGAGAACCCCCGAGCUCAUUGAGAGUGCUCUGGCCGAUGUCCGUGAACAGUUUGACAGUGAGGUGAGGCAGCUGAGGCAGGCUGCAGAGCGAAGCAGGGGGGAAGCCCAGGAGGCCCAGGCAGCCAGAGAGGAGGCCCAGCAGAGGCUGCAGGAGGCCCACACACAGCUAGAGGAGAGCAACCUCAACCUAGAGAAGCUCCAUGCACAGCUGAUCAGCCAACAGGAGGACAGUGACAGAGCUCUGCAGGAGAGAGUGUCUGAGACAGAGGAUCACUGUGCUCAGCAGCUUAGAGUGAUGGAAUCUCAACUCAACACGGCCAGAAGAGAACACACCAAAGCAGUGGUAGCCCUGCGUCAGUUUGAGAGACAGGCUAAGAGAGAGAGGGAGCAGGAGAGAGAAGCACAAUGCCUUCAGAGUGAACACACCAAGAGAGAAAUCCAGGAUCUACAGAAAAUACUGCAAGAAAAGGACAAGGACAGAAAUCUACUUUUGGCGACUGUACGUGAGAGGGGUCUGAUGAGUGAGUAUAAGGCAGCCCGGAACACAGCCCUGCAGACUUCUGUGGCCUUGGAGCAGCAGCAGAGACCCUCAAGGAAGAGCAACACUCUGAGAGCCAAAGACCAGCCACAGACCAGAGACUCGCUACUGUCAGUGCUUGGGGACCUUCGGACUCUGAGUGCUGCAGUGGUCCACAGCUCAGAAGACGAUGCAGAGGAGGGAUAUGGGGACAGGGUACGGCAUUCCAGAACCAGAGGGGACGACUCACUAAAGUGACGGUCCGCAAUAAGUACUAGGAACUUUUUUUCUGCAUUUUUAUUUUUUUUUUUUUAAUUGCGACCCAUUUCUGUUUUAUACACUCUUCAUGACUAAUUGACAUUUCAUUACAUAUGUAACUCAGACUCCAUGUUGGUGGUAAUUAUGUUGGUGGAUGAUUUAGUGCUUUCUUAAUGUCUAUAAAAUGGCACUGUCGACACAACAGCAAUGUUCCCAGUUUAAAAAUGCGUUGGAUGUUUUAAGAUUUCAUGGAUCUACUUAAUGUUACUUAACCUUUGGCUGACAGGCUCCGGCCAGAGGAGAAGCUCACUGACUGUGAUGAGUUCAUAUAAGGUAGGUGGACGUGUGGCCUGUGCGCCCAGUCUAAUCAAUAAGUCAAUGUGCUUUCUCCCAGGGCCUCACAGCGUGACAGGAACAUCAAAUGAAUGGAUAGCUUCGUUCAAAACAGGAUGCUGCCUUCCGCUGGAGAAAACUAAAAAAAACAGGCUUGUUGUGACCCUGAGUGCUCUGAACUGUAGCACGGGAGACACGAGAUUAACCUCUGUUGAUGUUUCUAUAGUCUUGCUAAUGGUCGUGUUUAUGAAGACAUGGAUCACCAUCUUUGACAAAGUUGUGUAUUUGUUUGUGAUGUAAUAAAUUAUGUUGAUAUUUAAAACUUU